UCCGGAUUUUUCUGGGUCGAUGUGAAUCGUAUAAAUUCGAAGAAUAGAAGAAAAAAAAGAUCUUAUCUCGAGAAACCGAUCAAUCACUUUGUCUAAAGAGGAUAAAAAGGAUCUUGUAGAUGAGCAAAUCACUGCGAAUCGUCGAUAUUCGCGAAAGAUUGCAGAGAUAAAGCGAUGGCAUGAUCAGCUGAUGCAAGAAACGUCAAGCACGUGGAAGAGGAAGGUUAAUUAAAACAUUGCGUACGCAAUUAAUUUUGUUAAUUAUUACGUGACAUGCUGUAAAAAAAAACAAACCUAUCGCUAUGUCACGUGCGCUGUCUUCGUUUUGUUCCCGCGAUAUAUCGCGUCGAUGACGACUCGUUUUCAGAGUGUCCCACGGCAAAAUUUUGUAUCGUAAGGUUUAGGUUUUUUAAAGCGUGCACGUGUGUGAGAAAGACAUUCUACGAUGAAUGAACUAGGUAACGUAUCGUCGAACAUUGACUUGGACGAUCCAAGAUUUCGCAUUAAACCGUACCAGCAAAUUAUAGCUUCUUCCACUGGUGCAUUUAUCACAUCAGUGUUUGUGACUCCAUUGGAUGUAGUAAAAAUACGUCUUCAAACGCAACAGAAAGCAAUGCUUUCAAACAAAUGUUUUGUAUAUUGCAAUGGUUUGAUGGAUCACUUGUGUUCAUGUACCGAUGGUAAAAUGCCCGAAUGGAUGAGAAGAAAUGGAAAAUUCAAUGGAACAUUGGAUGCUUUGGUAAAAAUAAGUAAAACAGAAGGUAUGAUAUCACUGUGGAGUGGCUUGAGUCCCACUCUUGUUUUAGCUAUACCUGCAACUGUGGUAUACUUUGUUUCCUACGAACAAUUGAGAAUACAUCUCAAGGAUACGUAUAACAGAAAGUUUAGAAAAAGAGGCACCAAUAUGGAACAACCUUUCUGGAUUCCCGUGUUAGCUGGUGGUACGGCACGGAUUUGGGCCGCGACACUGGUGAGUCCAUUGGAAUUGAUAAGAACAAAAAUGCAAUCACAGAAACUAAGUUACGCAGAAAUGACACAAGCAUUGAAAACAGUUGUGAGAUACAGCGGUAUUUCUGGCUUAUGGAUGGGAUUGAGUACGACCCUACUUCGCGACGUUCCUUUUAGUGCUAUAUACUGGUUGAAUUACGAGACCAUAAAGAAGAUUUUUUACACCUCACAGCAUACUUUUACUUUUAAUCUGGCAGCAGGUGCCGUGGCUGGAUCUAUAGCAGCAUUUUUCACUAUUCCAUUUGAUGUAGUAAAAACGCAUAGGCAAAUUGAAAUGGGUGAAAAGGAAAUUUAUUCAGAUAAACCUAGUCGAAGUAGCAAUACAUGGUCCAUAAUACAGAGGAUCUAUCAUCAGAAUGGAUUAAAGGGUUUAUUCACAGGCUUAACACCGCGUUUGGUGAAAGUAGCCCCAGCUUGCGCAAUUAUGAUCGCAACCUUCGAACACGGCAAGCGUUUCUUUCAAUCGUAUAAUGCUAGGAAAGCCAUUGGAUUUGAAAUUGAACACGAUGUACAUUUAUUGCAGCAUAAACCAAGUAGUACGGAAUGAUGUGCCUGACAUAGCAAAUUGUACAAAUCCACAAUAAAGUUACGUUCUAAUGUA
Molecule: messenger RNA, 1609 nt
Organism: Camponotus floridanus (Florida carpenter ant)
Lineage: Eukaryota; Metazoa; Arthropoda; Insecta; Hymenoptera; Formicidae
Product: solute carrier family 25 member 40
Exons: 8
Coding region: 446-1555 (369 amino acids)
Biological process (GO): mitochondrial transmembrane transport
Source: RefSeq, a predicted model, not a curated record